GUGGGAGAGCCAAUCAACGAAUCGCGCAGCGCUCUCUUUAAGCCUGACAUAUCUCCAACAGGAACAAAUUGUCCCAACAAUCAACAUCCGAAUCUCCCGUGCGCAUCAGGGGUGGAGUGGAUAUUGUCCGGACGCCGGAUUGCACUGGGUUCUGGAACACAAUAACAAACCAGUGAAGAAUAUAUAGACAGAAAAGCAGCAUCCCUCUGGAUAUCGGCGUUGGGCUGGGGAUUGAGACCCGACAUCAUGUCAAUACUACCUUCGUUUGGGUUUACCCAGGAGCAAGUCGCCUGCGUCUGCGAGGUCCUGCAACAAGGAGGUAACUUGGAGAGGCUCGGUCGUUUUCUCUGGUCUCUCCCAGCUUGUGACCACCUCCACAAGAAUGAAAGUGUACUGAAAGCAAAGGCGGUGGUCGCCUUCCACCGAGGGAACUUCAGAGAGCUCUAUAAGAUCCUGGAGAGCCACCAGUUUUCCCCGCACAACCAUCCCAAGCUGCAGCAGCUGUGGCUGAAAGCGCACUACGUGGAGGCGGAGAAAUUGCGCGGCCGACCGCUUGGAGCCGUGGGGAAGUAUAGGGUAAGAAGGAAAUUCCCUUUGCCCCGCACAAUCUGGGACGGCGAGGAGACCAGCUAUUGCUUUAAGGAGAAGUCCAGGGGUGUUCUUAGAGAGUGGUACACGCAUAACCCCUAUCCCUCCCCGCGAGAGAAAAGGGAGCUGGCCGAGGCCACGGGACUGACCACUACGCAGGUCAGCAACUGGUUCAAAAACAGACGCCAGAGAGACAGAGCCGCAGAAGCUAAAGAAAGAGAAAACAGCGAAAACAACAACUCCGGUAACAACAAACAGAACCAGCUGUCUCCCCUCGAUGGCGGCAAGUCGCUCAUGUCCAGCUCGGAAGAUGAGUUCUCUCCACCACAAAGCCCUGAUCAGAACUCUGUGCUUUUGCUCCAGGGAAAUAUGAGUCACCCCGGCGUCUCCUCUUACCCUAUGACGGGUCUCGGUGGCGCACAGCCGGUGCAUGGAAUGCACGGACACCCGCACCAACUCCAAGACUCGUUGCUGGGACCUCUAACAUCGAGCCUUGUGGAUCUAGGCUCCUAAAGGCAAAUUGAUACUAUCUUUUAAAAGACUGAUAACUCUACCAGCUUGAGUACAUAUAUGAAAUUACACUAUGGUACCUUAUAACUAGACUGACCUCUGUCUGUCGUUAAAUUUGGUUAGAACUAUAACGCAAUUAUUUUAUGCGCUUAUCCUGAUUUAGGAGGUACCCUCCUUCCCGUGAAAAUACAAUCAAACCCCCUUUUACGAACUCUUAAGUCAACGAGACACUUAAACUGGACUGCCCUUUUGCUUAAUUUAUGAUAUUUUUUGUUCAGAUAAAAUUUAUAGCAACCUCCUGCUAUGGAAACUAAGAAGCGACGUUUUCAUUAAAAUCCUAUUAGUUUCCAAUAAAACAAAAAGAGACGUCAAUUUGUUUAAUGUGUAUUAUUUGUAUGUCCAGUCAAUAAAAUAAAUAGCAUUAUAUCAUAGCCUACAUUCAUCCCUCAAAGAUAUGUAGGGCAUGCAGAACAAAUAUGGGCUAUAAUAAACCAAAACAUUUUGGUCACGCUUUCUUCCUUGGUAUAGCAUUGAGCCAUCUACAGUUUACGCACGUUCAUGAUAGCAAACAAUACAAAAUAUCUGUUCAACUUUUGGGCAGUAAGUAUUCGAAAAGCACAUUUAGUUUCUUAGGCCUCUAUGUCACCAUUUGGAUGGAUAGAAACCACGGUCAAAGUUAUCUGUUUAACUCUCCAGACAAAAUGGAAAUAUUUAAUCUUUCCUUGAAAUUGUUGCUUUAAUUUUCACCCAACGUGGAAUUUCAGAUAUGUUAAUGGAGUUAAAACUCAAAACAUGAUCGAUUCAGAAUAACAACUAAACAUCCGGAUUGGGAACUGUAAAAUGUGGGGCCCGAAGUGUUAUAAUUCGUUUUAAAAAAGGACCACGAGGUAUGCACAACAGAGUAGUUUUGUCGAUGAUAUUUAAAGCCAUGUUUUGCCCAAGGCGAAGAAGCCUGGUUCUCGCCCGUGCUCCAUGGGCGCUGCGGAUCAUUACGUCUGUGUUGCGGUGUUUACUUUGCUCUCUCCAAGUGUUUGUUCUGUCGGUUCUGGGCCACGGAAAAGCAACACCAUCUGCGGAAGGCGUGAUUUUACAUUAAUCUGUAGCCUACUACGAAGAACAAAUAAACCUAGAAAUUGAUUUAUGUUUUUUAAA
Oncorhynchus mykiss (rainbow trout) is the source of this 2250-nucleotide messenger RNA. RefSeq names its product homeobox protein six1b. Gene Ontology annotation, biological process: skeletal muscle fiber development; regulation of transcription by RNA polymerase II; regulation of skeletal muscle cell proliferation. The record is from RefSeq and is a predicted model, not a curated record. Gene Ontology annotation, molecular function: RNA polymerase II cis-regulatory region sequence-specific DNA binding; DNA-binding transcription factor activity, RNA polymerase II-specific. Gene Ontology annotation, cellular component: transcription regulator complex; nucleus. Lineage: Eukaryota; Metazoa; Chordata; Actinopteri; Salmoniformes; Salmonidae.